Molecule: messenger RNA, 11625 nt
Organism: Leptopilina boulardi
Lineage: Eukaryota; Metazoa; Arthropoda; Insecta; Hymenoptera; Figitidae
Gene: kug
Product: fat-like cadherin-related tumor suppressor homolog
Exons: 24
Coding region: 1-10965 (3654 amino acids)
Biological process (GO): homophilic cell-cell adhesion
Cellular component (GO): plasma membrane
Molecular function (GO): calcium ion binding
Source: RefSeq, a predicted model, not a curated record
AUGCGAGGAACAAUCGAGGAACCCCCAUGGUUUCCCACCCCGUGGUUCACGCGCGUGGUUCAAUAUCAGUUUUCGGUUGAAAUUGAUUGUUGCUCACCUCUAAAGCUGCACCUGCGCGUGAUAACCAUUGAGAUCGAGCGACGCGACGCUCACAGAAAUAUAAAAACAAAAGCUGUUCUUGAUGUGGAAACAAAAAGAGGCUACUGGCUGACUGUUUACGCACAGGAUCAUGGUGUGGUACCACUGAGUUCAAAACAAGAAGUCUACAUUGAAGUCUUGGAUGAAAACGACAAUAUUCCACUCACUGAACUGCCAGUCUAUUAUCCUUCAGUACCUGAAAAUUCACCAGCUGGUGUGAAUGUGGUUCAAAUACGAGCAUUCGAUCGUGAUGUUACGUCUCAGCAAUUCACUUUUUCUAUCACGAGUGGCAAUCCAGAAGGCUAUUUUCUCAUCAACUCUACGACUGGCGUCAUUACCACAACUGGCAGAAAAUUGGAUCGUGAAAAUCAAGCCGAGCAUAUACUGGAGGUAUGCGUGAAAGACGAUGGUAAACCACCACUUUCGUCAACGACUCGUGUAGUCGUCAAAGUUGAGGAUGUAAAUGACCACGGUCCGGAGUUCGAGCAGAAAUUUUACAUCGUUCAAAUUCCAGCCUCGCAAGACAUUGACAAACCACUAUUUCAGGUACUUGCCUGUGACAAAGACGUUGGAGACAAUGGAAGAAUUCAGUACAGCAUCAAAAGUGGAAAAGGAAAAGGGAAAUUCAAAAUUCACCCCUCGACUGGAAUGGUUUAUUCUCAACGUGGCUUCGAGGCUGGUCAAGAAUACGAAAUGCUUAUACGAGCUGCAGAUUUUGGAGAACCCCAAAGAAGCCAUCAAACUCGAGUCUCUGUACAAGUUGUCGAAUUACCGACAGAGUCGGAAAAUCCUCCAGUUUUCAAAACAAAUAAUCAAACUGUUAAAAUUACCGAAAGUGACAAAGUUGGAUUUCUAGUUGCAUUGGUACAAGCGACAGAUAAAGACGGUGAUACUUUGUGGUACGACAUUGUUGAUGGCGACAAAAAAGAUGAAUUUUUCAUUGGCAGAGACAAUGGAAAUGUUCUUCUUGCAAAACAAUUGGAUUGGGAAACGAAAAAUUUUUAUAAUUUAACAAUAAGUGUAACUGACGGUAUACAUCAGGCAUUUACACAAUUAUUUGUCACAGUUAUUGAUAUCAAUGAUCAUAGACCUGAAUUUAGUGAAAUUACAUAUCGUGUGGAAAUUUCGGAAAAUGUUGAAAAAGGCGAAACUGUAUUACAAUUACACGCGACGGAUGAGGAUGAGGAUAAAAAAGUAUUCUACAGUUUACAUGCGGCACAAAAUCAAGCGUCAUUGGAAAUUUUUCACGUUGAUUCAUUAACAGAAACAGUGACAUUAAAAGAAUCAUUGGAUCGUGAAACAAUUGAGGAACAUAUUUUAACGAUAAUGGUAAAAGAUCAAGGAACACCGGCAAAAAGAAAUUAUGCACGUGUCAUUGUCACUGUACACGAUCAUAAUGAUCAUGCACCUGAAUUUACAAGUGAAAUUAUUCAGGGUAAAAUAUUUGAAACUUCCGCUGUUGGCAGUACUGUGGUUCAGGUUUACGCUAUUGACAAAGAUCGUGGUAAAAAUGCACGCAUCACAUAUUCCAUAACAUCAGGAAAUGUUGGCAACGUCUUUAAUAUUGAUGCAGAUUUAGGCCUAAUACGUGUAGCAAGAGAAUUGGAUUUAAGCACAUCGUCAGAAUACAUUCUCCUUGUAAAAGCAACAGAUCACGGCACACCGCAACUAUCAAAUUCAGUUCCCGUACAUGUAAUGAUAACAAUGGCCGACAAUGCUCCCCCGAGAUUCCUUCAGAGGGAACUUGCCGCCGAGAUUUAUGAGAAUCAACAAAUUGGCACUUAUGUGAAACACGUCGAGGCACGAAGCACCUCGUCCCUUAUGUUUGAAAUCAUGCGUGGAAAUCGUGACAGUACUUUCUUUGUGAAUCCAAGCACUGGCGUUAUAACGACAAAAAAUAGUCUCGACUAUGAGAAAAUGAAAUUUUACAAUUUAACACUACUAGCGACAAAUAUGGCCGGUGCAACGGCAACGUGCAAUGUUAUUGUCCACGUUCUGGACAAGAACGAUAAUCCACCACAUUUCCUUCAGGCAAUUUAUAUCGGUGAAAUAAGUGAAGGUGCGAUUAUUGGAUCAUUGGUAUUGACAAAUGGUAGUUCACCAUUGGUGAUUAAAGCUGAGGACGCCGAUUCGGAAUUAAAUGCACUUCUUAAUUAUGAUAUUGUUGAGGAUGUACCGAGGAAAUUUUUCCACAUUGACUCAAGUACAGGGGCAAUUAGAACAGUUAUGGUAUUGGAUCAUGAAACAAUGCCGGAAUUUUCAUUUCAUGUUAAGGUCUCGGAUUUGGGAAAACCGAAAUUAUCAUCGGAAACAACGGCAAAAGUUAUUAUUACUGUGACUGAUGUUAAUGAUUGUCCACCGAAAUUUUUGAGAAAUGAAUAUAAUACAACGGUGUUGUUGCCGACUUAUAAAAAUGUUGCUGUUAUCACUGUGAAAGCGAACGAUCCCGACAGCACCGAGGGAACACCUCUUAGAUACGACAUCAUUGACGGAAAUCAUGGACAAACGUUUGAAAUCGAUUCCCACUUGGGAGUGAUAACAAUUCAAGACCCGGAGCAUUUGAAGAAACGUUAUCUUUUGCAUGUUCGUGUUUCUGAUGGAAAAUAUUCAAGUGUUACACAAGUGAAUAUUGUCGUUGAAAAAUCGGAAAAUUCUGGUCUAGUUUUUGAAAAAGAUAUCUAUGAGGGUGUCAUUUUGGAGAAUACAACAAAAAUAACAACCGUAAAAGUUGUCAAUGUAUUGGGAAGUGAUUUACAUGAGCAUGUACUUUAUAGUAUUUUAAAUCCAACUGAUAUGUUUGUCAUUGGUUCAACAUCGGGAGCAAUAAAAACAACGGGCAAAAGAUUUGACAGAGAAAUUCUUGACAAUUAUGAACUUAUUAUCGAAGCAAAAAGUCAAAUGGACAAAAAGAAACCAAGAGUUGCACACGCUAUUGUCAAUGUUACAAUUCUUGAUAUCAAUGAUAAUUGUCCGAUGUUUGUGAAUCUUCCUUAUUAUGCUGUUGUUUCUGUUGAUGCACAAAAGGGAGAUGUUAUAACAAAGGUACAUGCCGUCGAUAUGGAUAGUGGUGACAACGGUGAAGUUCGCUACGAAUUAAAGAAAGGACACGGGGAAUUAUUUAAAGUCUGCCGAAAAACUGGUGAAAUAUCUCUAAAACAAAAUUUAGAGGGUCAUAAUCGGGAAUAUCAAUUAAUGAUUGCUGCUUAUGACGGUGGUUCAACGCCUUGCUCAAUCGAAGUGCCUGUUAAUGUUAAAGUAAUCGAUCGCUCGAUGCCAAUUUUCGACAAACAAUUUUACACCGACAAUGUUCUCGAAAGUAUCGAACUUCAUUCUCCAUUAACACUGUCAAUUCAAGCAGAAUCGCCUUUGAAUCGAAAAUUGAUUUAUAGCAUCACGAAAGGAAAUGACUUUGAAGAAUUCGCUUUGGACUUCAACACCGCCCCCGACAGUAACAAUGGUCCUUGUGUAAUCUAUGUGGUCGAUGAGCUGGAUUACGAACAGAAGAAACAAUACGAAUUGACAGUACGAGCAACUGACAGUGUUUCCGGUGUUUUUGCUGAGGUUCUUGUCAGUAUUUUGGUUCAAGAUGUCAAUGACUGUCCACCUGAAUUCAGCCAGGAUUCAUACAAUAUUUCCGUCUCAGAAGCAGCACCAUUUGGCACAUCAGUACUUAAAGUUACAUCAAGAGAUAAUGAUACAGGAAUAAAUCAAAAAGUUCGCUACGCAAUUCAAAACGACACAAACAACAGUAAAGAUCUAUUUCACAUUGAUCCCGACGAGGGAAUUGUAUUUUUAAAACGAAGUCUCGAUCAUGAAACUCACGACUCACAUCAUUUCACUGUGAUUGCAAUUGAUCGUGGUGUUCCUUCACUAUCAAGUACAUCACACGUUUGGGUAACAGUUAUCGAUAUGAAUGACAAUCCACCAAAAUUUGAGCAACCAUCUUAUUCAUGUUUUUUAUCCGAACACGCUGAACGUGGUCAAUUUGUCAUUGUUGUAACAGCAAGUGAUCCCGAUUUUAUUGAUGAUAAAUUAAUUUACACAAUUGUCGGUGGCAAUGAUCAACAAACCUAUAAUAUUGAUCCAUAUUCAGGUAUAAUAACAUUGAUAAAUAUGCAAAAUUUUGGCGAUAAUAAAUUACAACUUUUAAAUGUUUCUGUAACGGAUGGUGUUUAUACAAGUUUUGCUAGGGUUAAAAUUGAAAUUUUACCUGCUAAUCGUUAUAAUCCCAAAUUUCCAAAUCCAAUUGUUGAGGUGACAGUUUUGGAGAAUCAAUUACCGGGAAGACUUGUUACACAAGUGAUAGCAAGUGAUGAGGAUUUUGGUGAAUAUGGUGAAAUUUCUUAUUCAAUACCAUCGGAAAUGAUGAGAGAUAUUUUUGAUAUUAAUAAACAAACUGGUGAAAUUGUAACGAGAAAAAAAUUAGAUCGUGAAUAUCGAAAAUUAUAUGAGAUUAAUAUUAUGGCAAUGGACGGUGGUGGAAGAUCUGGUUUUGUAAUGGUGAGAGUAAAAGUCGGUGAUGAAAAUGAUAAUUCACCUGUAUUUCUACUAGGCGAAUAUAAGGCAACAAUUGCCGGGAAUUUGAGUUUAAAUACAAUUUUCCUGAAGGUGAAAGCAAUUGACGCUGAUGAAGGUGACGCAGCAAGGAUUGAAUAUUCAAUAUACGAACCACAAGAUUCAAAAGCAAAGGGAUUAUUUGGCAUUAAUUCAGAAUUGGGAGCAUUAUUUUUAAUUAAAAAUGCCACCGUUUGGGAGAAUCAACUUUUUCAAAUUUUCAUACGCGCUGAAGAUAGAGGACUAAAAACCUAUCAUGCCGAUGUGCCGUUAAAUAUUUACAUCACUGGUCCUGAGGAUGUGCCACCACUUUUUGAGAGAAUGAAUGAGAAAUUUUUCUAUUCGGAGGCAUCGAUUGUUGGAACAGUGAUAACAAAAUUAAAAACCGUUACAAAUAGUAGUGUUCGUUAUAGAAUUGUUCCUGGAUUGGAGGAAUCGAAUUUAUUUGAUAUCGAUCAAAAUGGACAAAUUACAUUGAUAAAAGCAUUGGAUCGUGAAAUUAGAGAUCAUCAUUUAAUUGGAAUUUUAGCUGAGACUGAUUCAAGUCCACCGUUGACUGCAUUGGCGGAAAUUUCACUUCAAGUUUUAGAUGAAAAUGAUCAUGCACCGAAAUUUGAGAGUAAUCCAUAUGUUUUGAAUUUGGCGGAAAAUAUUGAGGAGGGUACAACGAUAUUGAAAAUUGUUGCACAUGAUAAGGAUCUUGGUAGUAAUGGAGAAGUGAGAUAUUCAUUUGGUACUGAUAUUGGUGAAUUGGCGAAUAUUUUUACCAUUGAUGCAUACACUGGAUGGAUUUCGACAUUGGUUCAAUUGGAUAAGGAGAAACAGGCGGAAUAUAAAUUUCAAGUUGUUGCAACUGAUAAUGGAAAUCCAAAACAUUUUGCACGAACUUCAGUGCAUAUUAAAUUGAAGGAUUACAAUGACAAUGCACCAGUAUUUGUCGACGAUCCUUAUGAAGCUUCAGUUAAGGAAAAUGCUCUUCCAGGAACAGUUCUUGUUAAAUUGAUGACAGCCGAUAAAGACGUUGAUAUGAAUACUUCAGUUGAUUUCUACAUUACGGCUGGAGAUUCUCGAUCACAGUUUCAGGUUCGUUCAACCGGUGAAGUAUUUGUGGCAAAAUCCCUGGACAGAGAAACAACGGACAGAUAUGAAUUGUCAAUUGUUGGAACAGAUGGGAAAUUUGUGUUUGAAACAAAAGUGACUGUUGAAAUUUUGGAUGUUAAUGAUAAUCCACCAUAUUGUCUUCACUAUAGAUAUAGAGAAAUUUUAUCCGAGGGUUCACAUCCAGGCACUUAUGUUCUAACUGUUUUGGCAACUGAUUAUGACGAUGAGGAAAAUGCAAAAUUACGUUUCUAUCUCACUGGUGAUAAUAAAGAGAAAUUUUCAUUGGAUAAAGACACUGGUGUUUUGAAAACUGUUGGACAAUUGGAUAGGGAAACACAGGCGAAAUAUUCACUCACUGCACAUGUACAGGAUCGUGACAAACCGACCUGGGAAUGUUCGUCACAAUUGGAAAUUCUUGUUUCCGAUUUAAAUGACAAUGCACCAAAAUUCAUGAUGCAAUCCUACAGUACAACAUUACCCGAGGAUGUUGAAGUUGGUACACUAGUGACAAAAGUUCACGCCACUGACGAUGACAUUGGAAUUAAUCGUAAGAUUCGCUAUGAAUUCAUUGACUCGGCUAAUAAUCAUUUUCGAAUUGCCACCGACAGUGGAAUUAUAACACUUGCAAAACCAUUGGAUCGUGAGACAAAGGCAAUGUACAAUGUUACUAUUCAAGCAAUGGAUCAAGGAACACCACAAUUAAUAAGCGUCGCUUCGCUUGUUGUUAAUGUUCAGGAUAUUAAUGACAAUCCACCGGAAUUCACAUCGAAAUUUUAUUUUGCACGCGUACCAGAAAUUGAUGCAAUUGGCACUGAAGUGUCGCGCGUACUUGCCACAUCAAAAGAUACUGGUGUCAAUGCUGAUGUUUAUUAUUCAAUUAUUGGUGGGAAUGAGCAUAAAAAAUUUCAAAUUAAUGCACAAACAGGAGUUAUUGCAAUUGCUGAACAAUUGGAUUAUGAGAGGGCGAGGGAUUAUUUUUUGACAAUUCAAGCAGUUGACGGAGGGAUUCCACCGUUGAGUAAUCAUGCCACGGUGAAUAUUACCGUACUUGAUAGUAAUGAUAAUCCGCCAAUUUUUAGUGAAGUUUCGUAUAGAGCAGCGGUGAGAGAGAAUUCGGCUGUUGGCGAAAAAGUGACGCAGGUUUAUGCAAAUGAUUUGGAUAGCGAAGAAAAUGGUAUAGUUUCAUAUUUCAUAGAAAGGGGCGAUAAAUUAAAACAAUUUACUAUUGAUGAAAAAACUGGAGUAAUAUCAGUGGCAGCUCCUCUUGAUCGUGAAACGAUAUCAAAUUACAUUCUUGAGGUGCAUGCCCGUGAUUCAGGUCUACCAACAUUAACAAGUUUUGUAAUGGUAAAUAUCGAAAUACUCGAUGCAAAUGAUAAUCCACCACAAUUUUCACAAGCAAAUUAUACAACAAUUAUUCAAGAAAACAAACCAAUUGGACAUGUUGUUCUUCAAUUUAUGGUAACCGAUCAGGAUAUAUCGCCAAAUUCUGAUCCCUAUACUUUUGAUUUUCGCUCUGGCAAUGAGGGUAAUUCAUUUCGUCUUGAGCAAGAUGGCUCAUUGCGUACAGCGACAAAAUUCAAUAAUCGCAUUAAGGACAAAUAUAUUCUUCAUAUACGCGUUUUUGAUAAUGGAAGUCCACCACUUUAUUCUGAUGCCUAUGUGGUUGUGAAAAUAAUUGAAGAAUCACAAUAUCCACCAAUUGUCACGCCACUUGAAAUUGUUAUUAAUUCUUAUUUGGAUGAAUAUCCAGGUGGUGUUAUCGGUAGAGUUCAUGCCUCGGAUAAAGAUCAAUAUGAUACACUUUUGUAUAGUUUAGCGCCAUCGUCACCUAAUCCAAAUAUAGAUUUAUUUCAAAUUGAUAAAUUGGACGGUACACUUGUUGCAUUACCACGUUUAGAUGUGGGAGAAUACAGAUUAAAUGUCACAGUAACGGAUAGUAAAUUCCUUUCGUAUACAAUUGUAAAGGUGAGCGUUGAAUUGAUAAAUGAAAAAAUGUUGAUAAAUUCGGUGAUAAUACGCUUUCGUGAAGUGAGUCCAGAGGAUUUUGUUUUGAGUCAUCGUAAAGGAUUUUUGAGAACUGUUCGCAAUGCAUUGAAUUGUCGUUUAAAGGAUGUGGUAAUAAUUAGUGUACAAUCGUCAACUGAUGAGGCGAAUUUAAUAAAAUCCCGAGCUUUACGUAAUUCGACGAGAUUUAAACGACAGAUACAUAAUGAUCUUGAUCUUCUAUUUGCGGUACGUAAGACAAAUGGAUUUUACAGUUCGGAAGUGGUGAGAGAGGCAUUGAAUCAACAUGUUGAGGAAUUGGAGGAAUCGACAAAAUUGGUUGUGGAGGAAAUUGUACGUUUUAAAUGUACGAAGGGUUACUGUUUAUAUGGCGAUUGUGAGGAUAGUAUUGUAUUGGAUCCAAUGCAAAUUGCAGCGAUAUCAACGGAUGUGACAAGUUUUGUAUCACCAAAGCACAGGCAUAAAAUGGAUUGCAAUUGUAAGGAGGGCUAUGCGGGAAGUCAUUGUGAAGUUGUUGUUAAUGAAUGUGCAAGGGAUCCUUGUCCAAUUUUUAAGAUUUGCAUACCUGAUUCAUCAAUACAGGGGUAUUCGUGUCAGUGUCCGGAGGGAUUUGCGGGGCAGAGUUGUGAAAUUAAUAUCUCAAAAUGUCACGAUGAUUCGUGUUAUAUUGCGAGAAAUCCGAUUUCAUUUAGUGGAAAGAGUUACGCUAGAUAUAAAAUUGAUAAGACUAUUGUUAGGGAAACGAUUGAGGAUCGUUUGCAAUUGUCGUUGAGAAUAAGAACAGUGCAGAUGACGGGAAGUUUGAUGUACGCAGCCGGUAAGGUGGAUUAUAAUAUUUUGGAAAUUGCCAACGGAGUGGUGCAAUAUCGUUUUGAUUUGGGUAGCGGUGAGGGAUUGGUGAGAGUUAGUAGUACUUACGUUAGCGAUGGACAAUGGCAUGAGAUACAAUUGGAGAGGGAGAGAAAUAGCGCUAAAGUUGUGGUGGAUGGAAAAUAUUUUGCUCACGGUGCAGCACCGGGAAAUAACGAGAUUUUGAAUUUACAAUCUGAUGAUUUGUAUCUUGGCGCCGAAGUUAGGCAGCAUCCAUCAAUUUUGGGUUUUGAGGAUGUACAAAGGGGAUUUAUUGGCUGUAUGGAUGAUAUGAGAAUUGCAAAAAUAUCAAUACCACUUCACAUGAGUGGUGCCAGUAGUGUUGCGGUACUGAAAAGAUUUGCCAAUGUGGAAUUUAGUUGUGACGCCGGAAUAAUACUAACUCCACCUGGAAUUUGCGGAUCGCAGCCUUGUCAAAAUGGAGGCACUUGUAAGGAAACUGGAAACGAGAAUUACGAAUGCGAAUGUCAUGGAAGAUUUACUGGAAUUGCUUGCGAAAUUGAUACCGAUCCUUGUGCAUCAUCACCAUGUUUGUAUGGAGGAAGAUGCCGUUUGGUACCAGAAGGUGGAGAUUUCAUUUGCGAAUGCGUUGGACCCAGUUUAAGUGGUAAACGCUGUGAAUUUGGAAGAUAUUGCAGUCCAAAUCCCUGUAUUCAUGGCGGUGUUUGCGAGGAGGGAAACAAUGGACCAAUUUGUAAAUGCCAGGGUUUUAGAGGCGAACGUUGUGAAAAUGAUAUUAAUGAAUGUGAAAGUAAUCCUUGUUCAAAUGGCGGGACUUGUAUCAAUGAAUUGGGAAGUUAUCGUUGUAUAUGUCCUGCCGAUAUGACGGGAAAUAAUUGUGGAAAUCCAGCGUUUACAUCGAUAAUUUCAAAGAGUCUUCAUAUAUCUGGGGAGCAUUUGAUGUGGAUUGGAAUAGCAUUGGGAGCGAAUAUUAUUUUAAUUAUUAUAUUUGUCACUUGCCGAAAGGUAAGAAGCAAGAGGAAUCGUGCGAGGGCAAAUCAUAUCAAUAAUGAAACGAGGAAACAAAUUGUACUCAAUUCAGCGAGGAGCAAUGAACACGAAUUUAAGCGGAGCUCUAAAUUGAGUAAUUUGGAAGUGAUACAGAGAGAACCUCCCCAAUGUCCCCCUAGACCCGCUUCCUAUACUCCUAGCUCGAAUAAUGAGCCGGUCGCGUAUAGUAAUACAGCGGCAGUGGCUUUAAAUAAUUUGGAUACGCUACGAAGUUAUGGAAGCGCUGGCGAUGAAUUGGAAAUAAUUCCACCUGAUUAUCUACGUAAUUUGAAUCGUCGUACUCCUGUACCUCCUCCAUCGUUAGGUCAUUCAAUUCCAGUGGGUGGAAAUUCUGCCGGUAGUGACAAUGAUAGUCUACAUAAAUCCUCAUGGCAGGAACAAAUGCAACUAGCUUCAUUCAUCUCCGAUGCUGCUAAAAUUAAGAAUGACCUGAGACGAGCGAGCCCAGUGGUAUCAGAGCUGACCACUGGAGGACUUCUACUAAAUUCUACCCGGCAGAUACCACACGGAGGUGGUACAUCUGUAACAUCUCUCUCGGUUAUCGAGGAUGAUCCUCGCAUUGUUGGCGGCUAUCACUGGGACUGUUCAGACUGGGUCAGACCAAAUCAGAACCCAUUACCAAAUAUCACAGAAGUUCCUGGAAGUGAAGUUCCAGACUCAUCCAGUUUCCACAGUAACGAAAGCAACGAGUCAAACACACAUCAAUUGCCGUCAAUGCACGGUCCAAUAGACACAACGCGCGAUAUUGAAACAUUAAACGAGGAUCAAGAAUCUGAAUACGUUGGCGAUUCAGAAUGUGGUACGGAUUUUUCCGAGCAUUUUUGUCCUGAAUCACAACGUUUAAAUCCCCUUGAUAGUGGCGGUGAAGGUGAAUAUAAAUACAAAGAUUCGGAGAGUUAUUUACGACAUCCAAAUUCAUAUUUGCCACAUUACAAUAUACAUACGGACACGGAAAAUGAGGCACAUCAUCCACUCAACGGACGAUUGGAUGGCGGUUGCCUUGAGUCAGAUGACGAGGACGAAGACGACGUAGUGCCUUAUGGUUUUCCCAGCACGCGACGCAAUCGAUGUCACAAUAAUAAAGGUGACGAUGUCGACGAUAUUGGCUCAGUCAUCACAACACUCGAGGAGAGAAAUUCACUUCUUGGCGGUGCAACAAGCAAUAGUGAUCUCUCAACAAAUCUCUGUGAGAUUGAUGACUCCGAGUAUGAAAUUCCUGAGCACAAGAAUAAUAAAAAUGGCCGAGCCUGGCUCACUGGUAGCGUUACACAAACAUCUGUGUGACGUUUUAUUAAUCAUCGUUGUGCUCUCGAGCAAAGACUGUUUUAAUAUAUAAAUAUAUAUAUAUAUAUAUAUAUAUAUAUAUAUAUAUAUAUAUAUAUUGAUGAAAAAAAAAAUUAUAAAUAUAUAUAUAUAUAUAUGCAAUUUUGUACAUAUAGUUAAUAAUAUUAUAAUUAAUUAUUAUAAAUUUAUCUUUUAAGGCAAAAUCUCGUGUACAGGCAGCUAGCUAGAGUUACGAUGCGAUUUUCAAUUAUGGACAUUUGUUCAGGAUUCAAUAAUUUUUAUUAUUAAAUAUUCCAUUUGUGCCAUCGUACAGUGAUUGGAAAAUUGCAAUUUAAUGUUGGGGAAAAAAAAUUUUUGCUCUAAAGAAUCGAAAAAAUUGUUAAUAAUGUAUGGAAUUAUUUUUUUUUUAUCAAUUUUUUUAUGUGAGACUAAUUCAAAAAUAUUUUUCCCGAAAUCUUGAUGAAAAAUGAGAAAAUAUGUAUUUUUUUAUUUCUUUAUUUGAUAGAAAUUGUGGAAGUUAUGAUUUUUUUAAAUUUCACGUAAGACAAAGGCCGAAUCACUUUUUAGGGUUAAUUUUAAUUUUUUUACAUGCUUCCGUUGUAAUUAUUUUUUUUUUCACCACAUAACCCAAAAACAAAUAGAAGAAAAUUGGAACUUAUU